Messenger RNA from Bipolaris sorokiniana ND90Pr, 1494 nucleotides. RefSeq lists its product as uncharacterized. The transcript has 2 exons. NCBI's taxonomy places the organism in Eukaryota, Fungi, Ascomycota, Dothideomycetes, Pleosporales, Pleosporaceae. The record is from RefSeq and is a predicted model, not a curated record. Bases 163 to 1332 code for a protein of 389 amino acids. Gene Ontology annotation, molecular function: hydrolase activity.
GCGUGUCCUGGUCAGAGAAGGAGCAUUGAGUUUGAACGGCUGUGGCGCUAAUCGGUUGUGGCUUAGCUAGACCCUUGACGGCGUCAUCGCCAUUGUCACUCGACAUGGCGCAGACAGACAGAGGAAGCUUACUGACUUCAUCUUUAUGUAUUUCUUGCAAAGAUGAUUCUGGGUCAGAUCUCCUACCUGGACUGCAUCGCUUUCCUCGUCUUUCUUGCCCCUCAAUUGCUAAUCCAAAUUGGCAUCAUCCCCCUUUUGACAUGGCUUCUCCCCCAGCUACCUUUUCUCAUUAUUGUCAUACCAAUCCAAUUCAUUCAUGAGAGAUUUUUCGUCCCUCUUGAACAACGUACACCAUGGGUCAGAAAAGCAACACCAUUCCAGGACCUCGUCAUUCGCUUUGUCCGCUAUGCGUUUGCCAACAUGCCGGCCUUCCUGGGUAGGGUCUUUUUCUCAAAGCAAGUCUCAUUGCCUUUCCUGAGAUUCCGUAUGUUGCGCCACGGAGUUGUCACCAGUCCCAUUCGGUGGACCGACGUCAAGCGGCCAAACUUCAAGGGCGUAUGGAUUGUGCACAACCAGCAAGAACAGCCCGACUUGAUUGUUUACUACUGUCAUGGCGGUGGUUUCUCUAUGGGAAGCAGUUACUUCUAUAUGGAAUUCCUGCUUGCCUGGGUUGCAUUACUCAAAGCCGCUGGGUACCGCAAUCCCGCCCUCUUUGCACUGGAAUAUACUCUUGUACCAGACGCCACAUAUCCCACCCAACUUCAUGAAACCUUAGCCGGAUACGAAUAUGUGCUUUCCUUAGCUCAGUCCUCGACUCAUAUUAUCGUUGGAGGAGACUCGGCCGGUGCAACUUUGAUGCUAAGCUUCCUGCUCUAUUUGUCUGAGCACACUGAGCUUCGACAUCAGAAGCCCGGUCUUGCGAUUAUGAUCAGCCCGUGGGUCAAAAUUGUAUCGCCCGAGAACAGAAAUACCGCGUCAGACUAUCUCAAUAGCUCCUCACUGGAAAAAUAUGGCCGACAGUACAUUGGAGGCAAAGUCUCUCCCGACGACGCCAUGGCUUCGCCUGGAAAUUGUAAAGACAUCCAGAAGUGGACGGAAGCUUCACCAGAGAAGGGUUGGUACUUUUUGUACGGUAGCGAGGAGGUUCUCGGGCUAGAAACAAGGAAUCUAAUCGCACUACUGGAGAAGACGGGGAAGGAGGUGGAUACUUGGGAAGAAAAAGGCGGGAUACACGCAUGGCCCGUUGCUAGUCUCUACUUGGGUGAGACCAAGGAGGCGAGGCUGAGCGGCUUGAAGAGUGUUGUUGGUGCCAUCAAGGAAAAGAUUCAUUAAUAGCUUAAUAUCGAUUCGCAUACAUUCGAAGGAAUUUUACACACAAGUUCCCGUGUUGCCUAUCGCCAUCAUUCGUUUCUCUCUUACUCCUACUUAUUUACACAGUAUGAUUAACAUAAGGCAAAAUCUAGUCGUAACAAUGCAUUUAUCUCCCUUCGCCAC